AUGCAUAACAUUUUACUCCACGAACGUCGUCGACUCUCAGCGCGACAGAUGCUUGGUGCUUGCAUAAUGACCGGAAUGCCAUAUACAAAAGGUGCUCGCUUUCUUUCUCUUUGUGGAACUAAACCCCCUGUGAAGAGUGGUGUCAUGAGACAACAGAGAUUUUGUGACGAUAAUAUUAGAAGACUUAAAAGUAUUUCCCUAAUGCUGUCGAGAAAGUCCUUCAGUAGUUACUUAUCCAUUGAUGCAAGAUGGACGCACAGGCGAAACUCGCCAAGUUGUACAGUAACUGCGCUCGAUGCUGUCACAAAAACAGUUCUUGCAUGCGUGAACAUCAACCAUAUUGGUGGAAACAGACAGCAUGCUCAGUAUUCCGGAGCUUCCAACAAUAUGGAAAGUGCUGGAACUCGAAUCAUCUUGAAGCAAUUAAAGAAAUACAAUAUCUUGAAAGAUGUUAAAGAGAUUAUUAAAGACCGAGAUAACAAAAGUGUCUCUGUCUUUAAAGAAUUUGGCGUCUCUCAUCUUGAAAGAUUCGAUCCAGGUCAUGUAUCAAAAAAUAUCUCAAAAGAUUUUACAAAGUUCUCAGCUUCUCAUAAGACAGUUGAAGUUUUCAACGACAAGACUCAGAAGAUUGAAAAAAAUAGAGAGACCUUUCUGGGGUCUGAAUGCAAGCCUAAGUAUGUGGCUUUGGUCAUGUUUUGCCGAAGAAAAUAUUGA
Molecule: messenger RNA, 714 nt
Organism: Trichomonas vaginalis G3
Lineage: Eukaryota; Parabasalia; Trichomonadida; Trichomonadidae
Product: zebrafish ch211-108c17.2-related family
Exons: 1
Coding region: 1-714 (237 amino acids)
Source: RefSeq, a predicted model, not a curated record